This is a messenger RNA of Caenorhabditis angaria, 860 nucleotides long. The record is from the annotation of a GenBank genome assembly. Lineage: Eukaryota; Metazoa; Nematoda; Chromadorea; Rhabditida; Rhabditidae.
AUGAAUAUUCUCGAAGAAGAAGAUGAAAAUGAGUUGAGUCCACUCGAAUUGAAAUGUCGAAAACUUUUGGGAUUAAGUUUCCGAAUUUUCCUGGCUGUUUUUACAGUUGUCCAUUUGUUCGAUUUUUUGUUCAGCAGGUUGGUUGUGAGACUUUCUUUGAAUAUUGAAACAAAAUUUUGUGAACAGCGUUUGGAUGCACGGUUAUAUUUGGUCAUUGAAUCUUCCGAUUGAUUUAGAUAUGAAUGAUAAAGCAGCUGGUGCAAUUGUUAGACAUCAACUUGAUGAAAUGGGAAAUAAUGAAAGGAUUAUUCAAUCGAUAUUGGUGGUUUUUGGUGUACUCAUGGCUUUAUUGUAAGUUUUUGUUAAAUAAAAUUAAUACGAAAUCGAGCAGGAUAGAAUUCUUUGCAUUUUGGAUUUUUGAAAAAAAAUUCUGAAAACGUCCCAAAAGAUCGAAUUUUUUAUUUUAUAUAUAAUCCUCUCAGAAAAUCCAAGCAUUGCCUGAGUUCAAUAUUUUGUGCCCGUCUUGAAAUUGUUUUUUUUUUCAAAAAUGUUCUCCUGUCACAUUCUAUUUUUUCAAUUCCAAAAUUAAUUAUUGAAUUUUUCCAUCUUUUCUCGUCAACAAAAAUUUUUGUCCAGAAAAAAACAAAUAUUUCAGAGCAAACGGGUUCAGUUCAAAUAAAUCAACAUGGCAUCUUUUUCGUCUUUCAUCCAUUAUUGGUGUUGUUUGUGCAUUAGUUCGACCUGUUCAAAUGAAACAACGAUUUUUCUCAAGUCUUCAUGAGGGAUUUUAUUGUUAUUUUAUGUUCUUUAUAGUUUCAUUUAUUUUGACUUUUCGAUUUGGUGAGAAAUUGAAAGCAUAA